This is a messenger RNA of Linnemannia hyalina, 3204 nucleotides long. NCBI's taxonomy places the organism in Eukaryota, Fungi, Mortierellomycota, Mortierellomycetes, Mortierellales, Mortierellaceae. The record is from the annotation of a GenBank genome assembly.
AUGUCAGACUCGGUACCCCCACCGCUCUUCCAACAAGCGUUCCAAGGCAUCCUCGCCCGCAAUGUCACCAACAAUUAUGUCUCCCUCCCCGUCCACUACCACCAACCCACAGGAACACGAUACAUCCCCAUGAGUGUCCUCCGCAACAUGUACCCGGGCAUCAUCCGCCUCCACGUCGAUGGUCAGACUCUCGAACCUCGACGUGGGCUCCCGACGGUCCAGUCCAUGUUUGAAAGUGUCUUGUCCCAGUGGGUUGAAGAGACCUCUGUGGUUUCGGAUGCGGAGGACGGAGAAAGGAGUAAUACCUCGUAUCCUGGGACUGCGAGCAAAACCACCUCGAGUUCUUUCGUUAUUGUCGCUCAUGAUGACGAGAACGCAGCGGUGGUAGGGGCGGCGGGUGUAAGCCAGGAGAACCAAGAGUCGACGGUAAACACCUUUGAUCACGAUGAUAUCAACCCGUCCUUGCUUUCGGAGCCUGCUUCUCAAGCCUUGUUUGACGGCGACACCAGCGAGAGCACCCUAGAGUGGAUCGAGUACCGACCAGACAGCAUCAUCCAAGUUGUGCACUACACCCCCGGCCCCACCGAGACGACCUCCGGAGCCGCUAGUUCUCAGCCUGGCACGGGGAUGGCCGAAGGUGAUUAUCCACUAUCGUUCUGGGCCCGAAUCCGACAAGAGAUCCAAACUGCCGUCCGCCAGGUCUAUCAAGAGCUGACUGAAGAACAGGCCAAAGCGCAUAAAGGCAACGGCAGUCUUGACGAUCCAGCUGAAAUCGUCGCCGUCUCGUCUCCCUCCCCUCCUUCGUCUUGGAUUUUGACCGGGCGCACUACCAACCUGACUCGCCCGCCUUUCGAGCAUUCCAUCAUCUCGCUGUCAUCAUCAUCGUCAUCACCAUCGAUAGGCUCUCAAGGCAGUGGCAGUCAGUCGAAAGACAUGGAGGAGGAUGUUGUCGUCGUGACCAAGCCUGCCGACUCCGACUCCAAAUCAAAGUGCAAGGCCAAAAAGCGUGACAGAGAUGACGACGUUGACUCCUCCUCCUCGACUUCAUCAAGCUCAGAGAAGAAACUCAGGCCAAGCACAACGUUACCAAGAUCAGUUUCGUCGUCUGUGAAUGACGAUGAUGAUGAAGACGAAGGCUCGGUCUCGCAGAAAUCAUCUCCUUCCAAGACUCCUUCCCACCCUGACUCGAGUGGGGCAGGAUCUAGCUCAAGACUUGGAUCUGAACCAAGCUCUGGGUCGAGGUCUGGAUCGUGUUAUGAGCCCGGGUCUGGCUCAAGCUCAAGCUCUGGGUCACCACGUUCUGGCAUGACGUCGUCUGGAUCGAGUUCAGGUUCGAGGUCGUCUGAGCCAGCCGAGUCCCAUGGUUAUAGAUUUGCAUCGCCAGCAGGUUCAAGCUCUGGAAUAAUUUUAUGCUCAGGCCCGGGAUCGUUCGGAUUAGAUGUGUCCAAUGGAUCCAAUCCUGGUUUACCAUCCGGUUCAGGCUCGAGUCCAGUACCCGGGUCGCCACCAGAGUCGUAUGCCAUUGCAGAGUCCGCGGCUGUUACCCCGGAGCCAAGAAAUCCAUCAGCGUCGUUGGAGAUGCUUGUCCCGCCACCAGUCAGGGGAAAGCGCGCACUCGCCAGGGACUCACAGAGUGAUGAGCUCAACCAGGCGGAUACGAUGAUGUUUACAGUGGACGAAGAGAGGGAUCAACCCGGGCACGAGAUCAUCAGCGUUCACAGUAGCGAGAGCGGCGAUAUCGAGGACGACGACACUCAACCCCUUCGGUUCACCCCCAGCCAGAUUCGAGAUUUCGUUGCCAGAAGAAAGGGCCUUCUGGUGGGAGAGUCUCAAGCGGUGACUAUCUGUCUGAAGACCAGCAAGGAAGCGCGUCAGUUCUACAGGUUCCUCAGGUCACAGGAUUACUUUGGGAAGUGGCUAAACAUCAAGCUGACUUGGGCGUGGGACCGUGAGCAGCUGGGGAGCCUUGUCGACGCUCUUAUUGUAUCGCCGAUCGAAGUUCUCUUCUUGGACGGAUGUGUUGCAUGCGCCGCUCCUACCUCUGUCGCCUCCACAGCCCCCGAGGCCAAUACUAGCGUCAGCUCACUCAGAGUUGCUUCUACCUCACAAGAAGGAGACAGCAGGUCAGUGGACAGCAAAUUCAGGACCCGCCGUUACGAUCCGCUGGUCCGACUCUUCAGGCACAAUCAGUUCAAGGAGUUACACUUUUAUGACCUUCCGGAUCUGUUCUACCACUCCAUUGCCCCGAUCCCUUGGGAUCUCUCUCACCUGACGUCCUUCCGUCUCCACGCUGAAAUCAGCGACUGGGAAAGCAUCCAGGCGAACCGAUUCCUUCAGUUUGUCAAACGCGCCACCAAUCUUGAACAUCUCUAUAUCGGUUGCCCGACCGAGCAGUACAAUAUGUACGUCGACGAGAUCACACGCGCAACGGACCGGUCCGAACGUAGCAAGAACUCGCCCCCACUCGACAUUCAUUUCCAGCACCACCAUCAUCGACACACGCUCCUUCGUGUCAGGUACGACCCGUUGGAUCGGGAGUUCAAGGCGUUCGAGGUCGAUCUGAUAGGAACCUCGCACCAGUUCCAUAUCCAAUGGAAGCCAGUCUUGGGUCAGCUCGUCGAUGGGACACUCGUCUCAUUGUCUUUGGACAACAUGCCCGACGAGACUUGGAUGUACACGGUGAUGGAGUGGGUCUACAGCGUAGCGAACGACCGCGGCGUUGGACUCGAAAACUUGCAGCUGGAUUGUAUGCAUUUCGGUCCUAUACAGUUCCAGAACCUCGUCGAGUUGCUUGAGUUAGCUCAGCCACGGCUUCAAACCCUCGACCUCCGCAACGUCUACAUCUCUUUCGCCAGCAACACCUCUUCGCCCUCCGAAACCUCGGCGACGAUGCUAAACCGUGACCAGGACUUUGAAAUUACUCAAAACGACGUGGACGCCUCGGUACCGAUAAUCGACUGGCCUACUCUUGUCAAAGCCCUGAACAUCUCUGUCCUGCAGGCUCUCCGAAUCAGGACAUGCAACCUGCAGGAUCGGGAUAUUGAUGGAGUGGUCGAGUGUUUGAAGGGAAUGGUUCGCAACAGCAAGAAGCUGGCUCUGGAAAAGGUGUUGCUCAAGGGCGCCCAGUUGUCUGCCACGGGUGAACGGACUUUGGUCGGGGAGAUCCAGGCGAUCUUACCAGGCGUCGAUGUGAAGUUUAGAUAG